CAGUUUGAUACACAGUAGCUGUCAACUUAUCUGAGGUCUGCUUUGAUACUUUUGAGGCGUGAAUCACAUGAUCUUUAACGAUGACAGAGAUCUGGUUCAGUGCUUUGCUGCUUAGUGUCACAAGUCUUGUCUCAUUACAAGUUGAUGAAUGCAUAGAAGGAGUGAUUGGGGAGGAUGUCAUCCUUCCCUGUGUCUAUAAUGGGGUGAAAAAUGUUACCUCACUGCACAUCUCAUCUGAAUGGAGAAGAGGCAUGGAAGUAAUACACACCUCAGUCUGGACGGAUGGUCAGGUGGAAAUGCAAAAUGUGUCACACAGCAUCCGGACCACAGUGUCAUCUUUGGCUCCAAAGACUGGAGACUUCUCCAUGGAGUUUCAUGAUAUACAUUUAUCAGAUGCACAUAAUUACAGUUUUCAUCUAAAACUUGAUGGUCAAGACAGCAGUCCUCCAAUCUGUACCAUCUGCCUCAAUGUAGUUGGUGUUAGUUCAAGUGCAGAGGUGGGACGGCUGUCAGAGGCCAUGUGGAUGUUCAGCAUGGCUCUCUGUGUGGUUGUAUUCUUGCUGGUAGCUUUGUCUCUGGGUUUCCAGAAUAAAUGGGAUCGAGAACGAAGAGAGCAACACAGAUGUGGAGAUGAUUCAUCUAGUUACGGAACUGAGAUGAUUUUGAUGGAUAUGGACCAAUGGACUUCCCUUCCAGAAACAGAUGUGUAACAUUUUCUGGAAAUGCACUCUUAGUUGAUGCUACUUACUGUCAUUCUUCUUUUUAACACUGCGAUCUACUGGAAUUGAUUCACUGUUGCAUUUUAGAGUCAGAGUGAACUAACAAUCUGUCGAAGAUUAGAAAAACGUAAUAAGUGAUUGCUACAAACUUUAUUCAGUGCCUUUAGUUUAACCCAUUUAAUAAAAACAAAUUCCCAGCUGAGUGAAGACAUGAAGAUACUCCUUGCAUUCCCAAUUAAACAAACUACAUAAAAUACAUCAACAACUGUUUCUGGGCACUUUAAAUUUCAAACUAAAUUUCAGUCACCAAUGUAACCGAUGGGAUUACAUGGGUUAAGUAAUUUUUUCUAUUUGAAUCAUAUUUUUGCCCUAACUAUUUCAUUUUACAUGGUUCUGCGGUGUGUAACUAAUAUAUUUUUUAAAGGAGAAAUAUUCUACAGUCUUUCAAUUAAUAUUAAUAUUACUAAUACAUCAAUUAACA
Xyrauchen texanus (razorback sucker) is the source of this 1200-nucleotide messenger RNA. RefSeq lists its product as uncharacterized. Lineage: Eukaryota; Metazoa; Chordata; Actinopteri; Cypriniformes; Catostomidae. Bases 81 to 710 code for a protein of 209 amino acids. The record is from RefSeq and is a predicted model, not a curated record. The transcript is spliced from 4 exons.